This is a messenger RNA of Cavia porcellus (domestic guinea pig), 8946 nucleotides long. Its product is annotated as zinc finger protein 709-like. Gene Ontology annotation, biological process: regulation of transcription by RNA polymerase II. The transcript has 4 exons. The record is from RefSeq and is a predicted model, not a curated record. The coding region runs from base 157 to 1656 and encodes 499 amino acids. NCBI's taxonomy places the organism in Eukaryota, Metazoa, Chordata, Mammalia, Rodentia, Caviidae. Gene Ontology annotation, molecular function: RNA polymerase II cis-regulatory region sequence-specific DNA binding; DNA-binding transcription factor activity, RNA polymerase II-specific.
AGGCGGACCAAUCUAGGUGGUCUCUUCCGGUGUCAUGGCAUCGGUUGCGUGUCCGGAGCAAAACAGGGAGAGCUAGAUGUUUGCUAGACUGCGUUUGGUGGCUUCAGUUUGCUGUGGACUGCUUAGAAAGAACCUGAGAGACCUCCGAGCUAUGCAAUGGAGGCGGUGACCUUUGAAGAUGUGGCUGUGAACUUCAGCAAAGAGGAGUGGACUUUGCUGAGUCCAACCCAAAAGAACCUCUACAGAGAUGUGAUGGAGGAAACCUUUAGGAACAUGACUGUGAUAGGAGGACUUGGGAAUAUACUGGAAGCUGAAAAAGAAUGCAAAAUUUACUGGAGAUACUUAAGAAAUGACAAGCUGGGAAAAUCCUACGGACACACAUCUUGGAAUCAGUGUAAAGAAGUAUUCCUUUGUACUGAAGAAGAUAAUGUGAAUGUGAAAGAAACAAAAACACAACACAUUUUUCAGAUCAAUGAAAAAUAUUGCAGUGGAGGGAAACCCUAUGUAUACAAGCAAUGCGGGAAAGGUUUUACCACACGUGGAAUUUGUAAGAAUCAUGAAAGAAUUCACAGAGGAGAGAAACCCUACAUAUGUAAGCAAUGUGGGAAAGCUUUUAGCACUAACAUUUAUUGUCAAAUACAUGAAAAUAGUCACAAAGGUGAGAAACCCUAUGUAUGUAAGCAAUGUGGGAAAGCUUUUAUCACACACGGAGCUUGUAAGCAACAUGAAAGAAUUCACACUGGAGAAAAACCCUAUGUUUGUAAGCAAUGUGGGAAAGCUUUUAGCACUAACAUGUAUUGUCAAAUACAUGAAAAUAUUCACAAAGGUGAGAAACCCUAUGUAUGUAAGCACUGUGGAAAAGAUUUCACCCAUCCUGGAAAUUGUAAACAACAUGAAAGAAUUCACACUGGAGAGAAACCCUCUGUAUGUAAGCAAUGUGGUAAAUCUUUUACCACACGAGGAGAGUGUAAACAACAUGAAAGAAUUCACACUGGAGAGAAACCCUAUGUAUGUAAACAAUGUGGGAAAUGUUUCACCCACCCUGGUAAUUGUAAGCAACAUGAAAGAAUUCACACUGGAGAGAAACCCUAUUUAUGUAAGCAAUGUGGGAAAGCUUUUAACACACGUGCAUAUUGUAAGGAACAUGAAAGACUUCACACUGGAGAGAAACCCUAUGUAUGUAAGCAAUGUGGGAAAGCUUUUUACACACGUGGAGUGUGUAAACAACAUGAAAGAAUUCACACUGGAGAGAAACCAUAUGUAUGUAAGCAAUGUGGAAAAGGUUUCACCCAACCUGGAAAUUGUAAGCAACAUGAAAGAAUUCACACUGGAGAGAAACCCUAUAUAUGUAAGCAAUGUGGGAAAGCUUUUACCACACGUGGAGAGUGUAAGAGUCAUGAAAGAAUUCACACUGGAGAGAAGCCCUAUGUAUGUAAGCAAUGUGGGAAAGCUUUUACCACAUAUGGAGGUUGUAAGCAACAUGAAAUUAUUCACACUGGAGAGAAACCCUAUGUAUGUAAGCAAUGUGGGAAAGCUUUUACCACACAGAGAGAUUGUAAGAGACAUGAAAGAAUUCACACUGGAGAGAAACCCUGUGUACGUGAACAAUGUGGGAAAGCUUUAACCACACAUGGAGAUUGUAAAAUACGUCAAUGACUUCACACUGGUGCGAACUGUAUGUAUAUAACAAUGUGGCAAAGCUUUUACCAUAUACAGUCAUUGCAAAAUACAUGAAAUAAUUCACACUGGGAAGAACCACUGCUAUAUAAGCAAGUGAAGACACUUUCAGCAGCCAGAGUGAAAGUGAAAUACAUAAAGAAACUCAUACUGGAGAUAAAUCCUAUGUGUUACAGGAAUACUCUCAGCACACAUGAUGAUGGUUACAUAUCUGAAAGAGCUCACUGGGCAGAGAUCCUAUGUGGAUUAACAAUGUGAGAAAUACAGCAAUCCAUGUCUGUUGUUAAAUACAUAGAAAAAGCAUAACUAUUCAGACAGUUUAGAUCUAAGUUUACUUUAAAUAUCCCAAGGAGACCUGAAGAAAUAAUCAAUACAGAAGUUUGAUGUCAAUAUUUCUUCACAAAUUGUGUUCUGAUUAGUUCCAUGACAUGAAUAAUGCUAGCUCUGGCAACAAUCUGUAUUCCUCAUCCCUGUCCAACCAUGAAUUCUGGGUUCUAUACUAAUUUUGAUGAUCUCUAAUUAUGUCCCAGUGUCAUUAAGGUGAAAUUGGAAUUUUAUUUGUACCAGGGAUCAAACUCAUGACCUCAUGCUUGCCAGGCAGGCAUUCAUGCCACUGAGCUAAAUAUCCAGCACUGAAAGUGUUUUCUGUAUACUAUGCAAGACAGUAACAUUGUUCCUUAGAAAGUGUCAAAUAUUGUUGGAAUUUUUCUAUAUUGUAUGCUUAUAAUUUUUUAAAACAAACCAAAGGUGUCUUAUGCAGUCACUUUUCAAGUUUCACUUUGUCUGAGGGGUGUCUCAGUCACGGUUUCAGUAUUCAGAAAGCUCUGUAACUUAAGCUAGCCCCAAACUCGAGGCAGUUCUCCUGCAUCGGCCUCCCAAGAUAUAUUUCUUAUAUCUGAAUGGAAAGUGAUCAGUUCGUGACCCUGAGCUAUAAUUUGCAGCUUGGGCCUGGUUUCAUUGUUUAUACAUUUUUACAUAAAACUGUUUUUCAUUAAUAUUUGAGUCAUUAUUUAUGUACCAUAUUUGAUGUUAUUUAUGUUUUGUUCCAUGAGACCAAAUUCAAAUAUCAAAAUGCUGCUUACGUAUAUUAAGAACAAAGAACUCAGUGGCCUAAAGGAGAUUUGAAGAGAUAUCAUCUGUAGUCUAUCAGAGUGAUUGAUGAGAUAUUUGUCUGCCUCUGUGCUGUGUGGAUGCUGGUCCUGCAGGCUCCCACUGUGAGUGCUGCUUUAGAGACAGUGCACAUGGACUCUUGCAGUGACUCAGUACAAGAAUCAGUGCUCCUGUUUGUCUGUUACAUUAGCAGUGAGUUGCAAUAUAGCAUCAAAAUUGCUGUCUCCAACAAUGUGUAUAUACACAAAACUAAUGACCAAGACAUGGAUUUAAAUUUGAAGAAUUCAGUCUCCAUUCAGCUGUUUUGUUUGGUUUUGUUUGUUUGGAUUAAUUUCUGUAUGUAUAUCAGCUGGAUUAGAACCCCCUAAGGAGUUAGAAUUGCCCUGACGUCACAGCAGCCCUCCUGUCUCAGUAUUUUGAGUGCUGGGAUUAUAGAUAUGUACCACCACACUUUGUUUUUGAUUCAGAUUUUUAUGAGAAAAUUUAAGAUAUCUCAGAUCUGGUGUCUCAACCUUCCUUUGAGAAAUAUAUGUAUGAUACUUUAGGAGGUGACCUUGAGGAUGUGGCUGUGUACUUCAGCAGUGAAGAGUGGACUUUGCUGAGUCCAUUCCAAAAGAAGCUCUACAGAGAUGUGAUGGGCAAAACAGGAACAUGGCUUCUAUAGGUAAGGAUGACAUCUCUUUGUCACUCAUGCUAUCAGAAUAUUGUUUGUUGCUCAUCAGUGCUGCUUCAUUAAAAAGAAUGUGAAAAUAUUUUGAAAAAUAGCUCAGACCUUGUCACAUUAUAUCAUAAAUCUAAUCAAAAUCUAUUAAUUUGUAUAUAUUACUAUAAUGAGCCCUGGUAUUUCUAUGUCUACCAUUCAGGAAGACUUGGGGAUAACCAGGAAACUGAAAUUGGAUGCAAAAUUUACUGGAGAUACUUAAGGUAAUUUGUACUCACAAGGAGAAGGGAUGUUCCUGAGUAAUUAGUGAGUCAGCAGAAAAAUGACAGCCAAAGAAAUGAGGCACCAUUCAAUUUAAUGUUGGUAAUAUUCUCCAAAGAUGUAUAAGCUCAAGCAUGUAUAAUGAGGGAAAUAAAUCAUCAAAAUAUAUGACACUGUAUUUAGAUGUGUACAAAAGUCAUACGCUUUUAGUUUUGAUAACAUCCUACCUUCAGUUUACCUAUCCAUGUAUACAUGUGGAUACAACACAUUCAUGAUCUAAAAAUUGCUAAGAUUGUAGUAGAACUGAGUGCUCAUGUUUCUAAGCCAUGCUCUAGAAAAUCAGUCCAUUCUGAGUAAAAUUCUUCAUAAGCUGGGGGAAUGUUAAGUGUACUCAUUCUGAAUAUCAGUAUGCAGUUGUCUCUAGAAGUUGAUCCCCUCAUAAUUCUCUUUGAAACAUUUUCAAAAACAAAAUCCACAUAAAAUACAGAUACAUGCUUACUCAUAUAUAAAGCAGAUUAAGUUAUAACAGAUGAGGCCUUGAAGAAGCUUAGCUAUCUCUCACUGGAUUUGUUGAGAAGUAAAAUGUUAAUAGACUCUCUGUGAUAGUGCAUUCUUAUAAACCCAGUAGCACCCUAGGAAACAAAUUUUCAGAAUGGCAAAUUCAAGUUCAAACUUCACAGCUUAAUGAUCAGGAAAAUCUCUUAAAAUAAAUAAAAAGCUAGAGAUUUUGUGCUAAUAUCUGUUGUUCAUUCCAAGCAUGGAAAAGAAAAAAAUGUGUUAUAUAAUAAGUGAAAAAAUAUAAUAAUAUAAUGUCAUUUGCCAUAAGAAAUAGGUGGGUCUUUCUCCCAUCAAUUCAGUGAAAUAGCUCAGCUGUGAAGUGUAAAAGGUCACAGGGUUUCUUUUAGAUGAGAAACCAAAAUAUAAAUUGUGGAAUGAAAUGAAAGAGAGUUGAUAGAGACAGGUAAGACUGACAAUUUGGAGAAGGGAACUACAGGUUGAGGACAGAAGGGAGACUAUGAUAGGGAAAUAUAUUAGAAUGAUCAGUAUGUGAUACACAUAUGUACCCAUGCCCAGAUUGAAGCUAAAUAUUCUGCAUUUCAAAAUGUACCAACUUUUUAUAUUCCCAAAUGUGUACCAGUCUUUUUGGAGUGGUUGUUUUCAACAUAUCUUACAAGGCAUUCUGUUGCUUCACUGUCAGAAUUUCUUGGCAGGCAUCAAAUAGAACUUGUCAUUAAUGCAGUCAUUAACACAGAGACCCAUUUCACUGUGAUUUUUUUUCUUUUUAUAAAUUUUAUUUAAAGAAAGACUAAACAAAACAGAAAAUGGGUAGAAAUAAUACUACUUUCAAAGUGAAAAUAAACAGUAAGAAAUCCCUAAGUGAUUAUUACAUAUGGUGCUCAUUGAAAUAGUUAAUCAAGAUACAAAAGUGAAGCAUAUGAAAUGGGGAUUCAAACAGCGAGACUGCAAACAGUUUUGUUCAAUUCUCCAACCAAAACUUACUAAUAUGGUCAUCAAUCCUAUCCGUGAUUUUUUUUCUUUACAGAAAUGACAAGCUAGGUAAAACCUAUGGACAUACAUCUUGGAAUCAGUGUAAAGAAGUAAUCCUUUGUACUGCAGAAGGUAAUGUGGGUGUGAAAGAAACAGAAACACACCACAAUGUUCAGUUCCAUGAAAAAUAUUGCAGUGGAGGGAAACCCUAUGUAUGUAAGCAAUGCGAGAAGGGUUUUACCACACAUGGAAUUUUUAAGAAACAUAAAAGAAUUCACAGAGGAGAGAAACCCUACAUAUGUAAGCAAUGUGGGAAAGCUUUUACAGCAGGUACAUAUUGUCCUGUACAUGAAAGUCUUCACUCUGGAGGAAAACGUUAUAAAUGUAAGCACUGUGAGAAAGCUUUCAGCACACGUACUUAUUGUGUAAUCCAUGACAAACUUCACAAUGGACAGAAAUUGUAUAUACAUAAGAGAUGUAGGAAAGCUUUCAGCAAAAACAUUCAUUGUCAAAUACAUGAAAAAGUUCACACUGGCGAGAAACCCUAUGUAUGUAAGCAAUGCGGGAAAGCCUUUACUGGACAUGGACAUUGUAAGCAACAUGAAAGUUCACACUCAAGAUAAACCCAGUGUAUAUAAGCAUCAUGACAAUGGUUGAGCACAUGAACAUUUUGCAUAAUGCAUGAAAUCUUCACAUUGUGCAGAAAAGUUAGAUAUGUAAGGAAUGUGGGAAAGGUUUCAGGUGAAACGCUCAUUGUUCAACACAUGAAAAAAUAUCCACACUGUUGAUUAAACUUAUGUAUGUAAAGAAUGUGGGAAAGCUUUCACCACACAUGGAUAUUGUAAAAUACAUCAAUGACUUCACACAGGUGAAAAACCCUAUGUACAUAACAAUGUGGCAUAUCUUUUACCACAUAGAGUCAUUGCAAAACACAUGAAAGAAUUCACACUGCAAUGAACCACUGGCUAUGUAAGCAAGUGGAGACAGUUUCAGCAGCCAGACUGAAAGUGAAAUACAUGAAGAAACUCACACUGGAGAUAAAUCCUAUGUGUUAUGGGAAUACUUCAGCACACCUGAUGGUUGUUACAUAUCUAAAAGAGCUUCCUGGGCAGAAAUCCUAUGUGGAUUAGCAAUGUAAGAAAUAGAGCAAUCCAUAUUUGUUGUUAAAUACAUAAAAAAGCAUCACUGUCAGACUGUUUAGAUCUAAGUUUACUUUUAAAAUCACAAGGAAACCUGAAGAAAUAAUCAAUACAGAAGUUUGAUGUCAAUAUUUCUUCACAAAUUUUCCAGAAAUGACAAAUCUGAGGUGGAGCUCUCCUCAAGUACAGAUGUUACAUGGUUUUCAGUUAAUCACUUGUACCUUUCUAGAUUUUUUAAAGUGUCUUUGUGCUUCAACAUGGCAUCUUGUAAUUAAACAUGGUAAACUGAAAUGUGCUUUUCAAUUUCAAGUAUGGAUAGUGUCUAUGUACUUAAUGUUUUGUCUUUAAUACUUAAUCUUCAUAUUUUUGAUGAAUUGUAGUGUUUUUUAAUUAAAGAGAAAAAACAGAAAAAUAGGGUAGAAAUGAUACAGAAUUUCAGAAAAAUAAACAAUAAGAAAUCACUAGUUGAUAAGUUACACAUUGUCAUCUUAGAAAUAGUUGUUCAAGUUACAAAAUUAAAGCAUACAAAGUGACAUUCAAAUAAUGACACUGUGAAAAUUUCUGCUCAAUGAUCCAACAAAAACUUAGUAAUAUGCUGUCCUACACAUUUAUUUUUUAUCUUAAAGUGGGUAAGAUUAAACAUGAGAAAACAGAACAGAACAUUUCAUAAGAAAACAAGAUGAGGAAACACAGAUUUCAAAGCAAGUCCAUUCGAUAUGUUCACUGUCUAUCUUACUGUCUAGUUUUCUUCCAAAUUGUUGUUCCCAUCUUCACAUGCAUUGAAUAUAUACUGGACAUUAUAGAACUAAUUAAAUAAUUGCAGGAUGAUGAAGGCUUUUUGGGUCUUCAAAACCUUAUUUUGGGGAAGUUGAUAAUGACUACCAUAAUAUCUCUCAUUCUCUUUGUAGUAGCUGUCUUUAUCUUUACAUAUGCUCAAAUUGAACAUAAGAGACUAGACUAAUAUGACUCUGAACAGUGAAUAGUAGUAUCCUGAGAAGGGUAAAGGUGAGGAAUUGCCUAAAAAAAGGCAGAGGACAUUGUUAAAUGUGUAUCAGAAUUUAAAAGCUAUAGUAGUCUUAUUGCUCUGUUUAUAUUUUGUUCCAGUCUGUCUAUUCAUAUUACAUUUGAGGGCACAGACAGAUAACCCAAAAAUAGCAGGUUAUACCAUGGUAACUAUCCUUAAUUUUCUAUUAACUUAAACUGAAACCCUGUGUUAUUUACUUUGUCUUACUAUGACUGGUCUUAUUUGAAGCUGUUUUGUUUGAAUGCUAUUUUGCCUUGACUGAUUUUAUUAACAUUUGGUAUGCUUGCUGUAUCAAGUCUAAGAGUAGAGGCAACUACUCUGAAGAUGACAAGAUGUAAAAGAUGUGCAUUCCAGUUUUGAUUAUUAAUUGCUUUCAAGUCCUACAAUGUCUUUAAAGUUGUAUUUUUAUAAAAAUAGCUAUGUAUUGGUAUGCUUAAUGAUAUAAUGCCUGAUGAUGUGGAAAAUUCUAUUGAAAAUAACAAGAGAAAGCAUAGUAACUACUGUACAUCACCUAAUAUUGUGGUCUUAUGUGUCUUUUUCAUAUCAUGUUUUCCUAGGAAUUUGUUUUGUUGUCUUGUUUUGAUCUGUUUUUCCCAAUAAUAAAAAUGGAUAGGUAUACAUGUAGAGAUUCACACAUGGGAAGAAUUUCUAAACUAUUUUAGGAAUAAAUUAUAUAAUACAUAAUGUAAUGAAUGGAUACACUGAAGAAGAGACACUAAGAAACCCAAUGCUAAUUCUGUAUCAUUAUGAUAUAAAAUCAAGCAAUACUAUUAUUCACUGUUCAGAUUUUUGUUAGUCUAGCCUAUUUUGUAGUGAAUUGUUAUUUUAACACUGCAUUUGCUUUAAUCUUUUAAUACACAUGCUUCAUUUUCUGUGUCAUAAAUGAUGUUUCUGAAGUUGAUGCAAUAUUUGGCAUUAAGAUAUACAUUUAUAGAGGCUUGGAGCAUGUGUUUUUGACAAAGUUGUGUUCUUUUCACAUAACUUGUACAUUAAUGAAGUUAAGUUUUCCAUGUUGUGAUGAGAUACCUGUUGAUUUCUUAACAUCACUUGAUAUCAUACCAUGUACAUUGUGUUGCCUGAUUUUCUUUCUCACUGGAGGCAAUAUUUGUUAUUUAAGUAAACCCUUGUUUUCCUAACCAUCAGAAUUUAACUGUUAUAUUUAUAUUACAUCUUUACUUCGCUAUUAAUUUUCCCCACAUGUACCAAAAGUAAACCAUGCCACUGUGAAUUUCUGCUUGCCCCAUACUGACAGAACCAUAACUUGUCUCCAUACAAAUAUCACAAAAUAUAUUAAUAUCUCCUGAAAUUAUAAAAUGUGGUAUGAUUUAUGAGUAACCAUACUUUGAAAGGAAUUUUUCUUAAAUGUGGAUUUGUUUUUGGAAAAAUGUUGUUAUUGAAUGUAUCAUGCAAAAUGCCUUUAUUUUAUUCCUUGAUGCUGUGAACACUUUAUAUAUUUUGUAAUUAUUACUGCUUUUUCCUAAAACACUAAAAUAAUGCCAUGAAGGGAAACCUAAAUUUUGAGCUGUCAGCACAGUAAAAAGCAAAUUUGCUAAAUCAAGAUUCAGAUGGUGUUGUGUUUUACUGCA